Paramuricea clavata is the source of this 442-nucleotide messenger RNA. NCBI's taxonomy places the organism in Eukaryota, Metazoa, Cnidaria, Anthozoa, Malacalcyonacea, Plexauridae. The record is from the annotation of a GenBank genome assembly.
AUGGCGGACAUGAACAGCGAGAUGAGAGAAAACGAAAUUGUUAAUCCUUCUGUACAAAGUGUGACGAAGACAAAAUCAAACAAAAAGAAGAAAAACGUUUAUGUUUUUGACAAUGGAGAAGUUGAAUUUUUGAUAUAUGCAUGGAGUAAGCGAGAAGUUUUGUACGAUAGCAAGAACCCGGACUAUUUUAAGAAAGACGCAAAAUUGACAGCAGUUAACCAGCUGAUUGAAGAACUUGGCUUCGAGGGUAAGAAUUUGAAUUAUUUGCACACACGCAUUUUAAUUGUUUUGUCUUUCGUACCCAGUACUGACAUUCUGGAACGAUGGAACGCAAGCGGACAUAAGUACUCGUUCCCGUGACGAAGUCACUGGGGCCGGCGUAGGGCCUUUGACAGUCGAUGAUUUACAAAAUGCAAGGAAACAACUUAUUCGUUACGUAUAA